Doryrhamphus excisus (bluestripe pipefish) is the source of this 2558-nucleotide messenger RNA. Its product is annotated as C4b-binding protein alpha chain-like. Lineage: Eukaryota; Metazoa; Chordata; Actinopteri; Syngnathiformes; Syngnathidae. The record is from RefSeq and is a predicted model, not a curated record.
UACAUUUCCGGCAUCGUUGCUGAACAUACCGCAGUAAUAUGGCGCCCACAAGCUUCAACGAUUGUUACUGUUAGCUAGCUAACACAAAACUAACUUCGUAUGUGAUUAAAAGAUAAUCUCGUACGUAACGAAGUGACGUUUAGUAUCAUCAUUUACAAUACCGCAUUCAUCAGCGCCUUGCCUGACCCUGCCAUGGACGUCUCUUUAUUUCUGCUCCUAAGCUGUUUUGGACUUGCCGUGAUUGCUCAAGCUCAAGACUGUUCAAAACCGACUGGAGGUGCCAACAUGGGUUUGAGUGAUGCAGAUAUUCUUCAAGAGACAUUUCCAGAUGGGAGCAAAGCUACGUUUGUUUGUAACAUUGGUUACAGGCGGGCAGAAGGGGUUCCAACCGUCACAUGCACAGCUGGCACCUGGAGCCCUUUGACGCUGAAAUGCAAGCGGAAGAGCUGUGGCUCACCGGGAGAUGUGGCGAAUGGACAAAUUAAUUUUCCAGAAGGGAUUGAGUUUGGUGAUAAGAUAUAUAUCACUUGCAACAAAGGUUACAUAUUGGUUGGUAAAAAUGAACUCUAUUGUGGGGCCGAUGGGUGGAUGGGCCGCUUGCCAUCAUGUGAAGUUGUGACCUGCGAGCCUCCAUCGCAAGUGGAAAACGGCUUCUUCAGUCCUGUCUUAGAAAUCUAUGACUAUAGAGCUGCGGUACAGUACAGCUGUCAAAAAGAUUAUACUCUCAACGGAUCCAUUAUAUUGUCAUGCUCAGAAAAUGCAAAAUUCCAACCUGAUCCUCCAGUUUGUGUCAAGGUUAACUGCCCAGAAAUCACAUCUGAUAUUCUUGAAUGGGUAGGAGGUUCAAGACCCCCAUAUGGAUACAGGGCAGCGGUGACGUUGCAGUGCGUAUCUGGAUACACGAUGAUUGGCUCUGCCUCCCUGACAUGUGACAUCAACAGUCGCUGGUCACCAGAACCUCCACGUUGUGAGCGAAAACAAACCACGCCAUCUCAGGACAAGGAGACACCAACAGCCUCUCCUACACCAGAUGACAAUAAUCAAAAUAGUGGGAAUAACGUGUGGAUGUCCGUGGGCAUCGCUGUUGCGGUUAUCAUUGCAAUAGCUGUCAUUAUUGCUGCAUGCUAUCACUUCGGAGGAUUCUCCUUCAUCAGCAAAAAGAAAACAAAUGGCUAUCGGAAGGGUCACUCCAACAAUGAGGCUACCAAAGAUGGGGAGGGAGUGGUGCUGUCGGUAAGAAGCUAGUGAGUGUGGCCGUCCUGUUGGAGCAGCAUUACUAGAAACGGGAAGAGGGCUCUUAACUGGUGUCCAGUGACCAGUGUCCCCCCCACCCCUUUUCCGUUAGACCCCUACGUGGACUACACAUCUGAGGGUCUUGUGAGACUCUUUGAUAGUUCAGUAAAUCUCACCUAUGCUUGGAGGAGCAUCUGCUAUCGAGAGAUUCCUCGUGUCUGGGCUUCAAGCUGUAAGGCAUUUCAGUAAUUUUCCUCACUCUGAUUCUUUAUAGCUGCCAUUUUUUUCUUCACUUGCAUACAGAAGUCAUCUCAUUUUAAUUUAAUUAUACUGGUUGUUAGUCCUCAAGAUAAAUUCUAUAUCCACUCUGUGGCACACCACACACAUGCAGGAAUGAUGUCCCAGUGAUGGGCCACCCAAACAGGUUUGUCUUGGAGCUAAGGUUGGGGAUGGGGCGGUUUAAGUGGCUUGCUCUCGAGCACCUCAGGAAGCGAGCAUCUCAACAACAAUUAGUUAUGUCGACGAAGACCCUUUUGUUUCCAAAGUCCUAGUCCUUCUAUCUAGACUGAGCGGCCGCUGAUGGAACUCUCAUGCUCAUAUUUAAUUAGAAGGGCUUUGCAGCCAGUGGCCUUGUGCUUCUGGUUAGAAGAUUCUGCUUUACUUAGCAGAGCUUCAAUGAGAUCUCUGAGGAGGUGGUACCAUUUGUAUUCAUGCACUUUGUGUGUUAGCUUGUGGGUUUUUUUUUUGUUUUGUUUUUUUACCAAGAUUGCAUUAUUGUGAACCCACAAAUAUUCAUGAAAAUAAUUUAAUGAUAUCCCUUUUCAUGUACAUCUGAAUGUAAAGAAAUAAUCUAAGAAACAUGCUUUGUUUCUUCAUGGAUGAAUAUGUACUUGCACUUUUUGCUUUAAAAAAAAAUCAUAUUUAAUGUCUGUUGGUUGAUUUGUGUGCCUGCAACCAGCUUAGCGGGCAAUAGAAGUGUUGGUGUGGGUUUAUAUGCCAGCAUUCUUUGUCACUGCUGGAGUGCCAAUAGGAGGCUCUGCAUAUUGAAUGUGUGUCAUGUUAGUCAUGCUGCUGGCCUGGUAAAUGGAUCAGCAUACUUUUGCAUUGCACUGUUUGUUUUUUUGAAGCUAAACAAUGAAAUAAAAAUGAAGCGUAUGCACUUUGUUCACUAUUAUUUUGAAAAGUUGCCUAUUGCAGUAACACGUCUUUUUUGAUACAAUCUUGAUUGGAUGGAGUCACCGUUUUAAUCUAAAAUAAUCACAUUGUCUUCAUUGCAAGGUAGGCUUUAAAACAAUGUAUCAGCAUUUAUCACAAUGACCCAUACA